AGCCAGAGCAGAAGCCUAUAUAGGCGGCUAUCCCACCACCAGGCUCACUUCCCCACAGGACCUCCCACCAGCCCAGCCUCUCAGCCCAGGCUCAGCCCUCCGCCCCCAACCGAGUUGCAGGAUGUCGAUGACAGACUUGCUCAGCGCUGAGGACAUCAAGAAGGCCCUGGGGGCCUUUGCCGCUGCCGACUCCUUCGACCACAGAAAGUUCUUCCGGAUGGUGGGGCUGAAGGACAAGAGCGCGGACGAAGUGACCAAGGUGUUCCAGAUCCUGGACAAAGACAAGAGCGGCUUCAUCGAGGAGGACGAGCUGGGAUCCAUCCUGAAGGGCUUCGCUGCAGAUGCCAGAGACCUGUCUGCUACUGAAACCAAGACGCUGCUGGCUGCGGGCGACAAGGAUGGGGACGGCAAGAUCGGCAUUGACGAAUUCUCCACUCUGGUGGCUGAAAGUUAAGAGGCUCUGGCUGCCCCCCCUCUCUACCCCCGACCCCCAACCUCAGCCCUCCCGCUGUCCUCCUCCGUUUCUGCUCAGUUUGUUUAUGUUAUUUUUUACUCCCCCCUGUCCUCCUUCGGCCCUCAAAUGACACCGUCCUUCUGGAAAAUGCUGGAGAAACAAUAAAGGCUGAACCAAUGGG
Myotis daubentonii (Daubenton's bat) is the source of this 635-nucleotide messenger RNA. It is a transcript of the gene PVALB, whose product is annotated as parvalbumin. NCBI's taxonomy places the organism in Eukaryota, Metazoa, Chordata, Mammalia, Chiroptera, Vespertilionidae. Gene Ontology annotation, cellular component: cytoplasm. The record is from RefSeq and is a predicted model, not a curated record. Gene Ontology annotation, molecular function: calcium ion binding.